This is a messenger RNA of Chrysoperla carnea, 1470 nucleotides long. RefSeq names its product palmitoyltransferase ZDHHC16B. The record is from RefSeq and is a predicted model, not a curated record. NCBI's taxonomy places the organism in Eukaryota, Metazoa, Arthropoda, Insecta, Neuroptera, Chrysopidae. Gene Ontology annotation, cellular component: Golgi apparatus. The coding region runs from base 297 to 1430 and encodes 377 amino acids. The transcript has 8 exons. Gene Ontology annotation, molecular function: palmitoyltransferase activity. Gene Ontology annotation, biological process: protein palmitoylation.
AUUGUUAAGUCAGUCUGGGCCGCCUGUUAUCAGUUAAAAUUUAAUACUAUCACUGCAUGCGGUUCAAUGCCGAGUGCCGAACUGCCGAGUAGUGGUUGUCAGUGUCAGUCAAAUGUAAACAAGUCUGUCUACCCUGUGCUUCUGUUCUGUCAAAUUUGACAGUAAACAUUUGUGGAAAAUGUGCUUUUCCUAAAUCAAUUUGGAUAAAAUUAGAAAAUUAUGUUCCUAUUAUCGAAAAUUUUUAGAUAACGAUUAGUAUACAAUUAGUAGAAUUUUUUUAGCUCGAAAAUUUCAAAAUGAAAUUAUUAAACGUUUUCAGAUCAAAAUUUCGCCAAUUGUGGGAGAAAUGGCGAUUAACAAUACUAUCAUUAAUGUAUAAUGAAUUUUGUGAUCAAAGUUACGUGGCAGAUGUUUGUAUGGAACCAAUUUUUUGGUUUGUCAAUAAUUUUACGAGUGUGUUGGGCACAUUUUUUGUAGUAGCAGUUUGCACGCUAACAACAUCAGUGGUGAGCAUAGCAUAUUGGAUCGGUCUACCAUAUUGGUGGAACAAGAGUCCUAUAACCACAGUAUUUCUAGUUAUUAUUGGAAAUUGGUUACUAGUCAAUAAUGUAUUCCAUUACUACAUGGCUGUUAAAACAUCACCAGGCUUUCCACCUGAGAAUGAAUUAAUAACAGAAGCUGUAAGCAUUUGUAAAAAAUGUAUAUCACCAAAACCUCCACGCACCCAUCACUGUUCGAUUUGUAAUCGUUGCGUUUUAAAAAUGGAUCAUCAUUGUCCUUGGCUAAAUAACUGUGUCGGCCAUUUUAACCAUCGUUAUUUUUUUUUAUACAUGGUUUACACCGUAAUCGGUGUCUUGUUUAUCAUUAUCUGCGGCUUUAGUAUCGGUGUCGAAGCUUUAUGGGAGAAUACUCCUGAUUCUGAUUCCAUUGAUGAAUUGGAAGGACAUCCAAUUCAAAUUAACCAAACGGGUCACAUUAUACGUAUGAACGAAAUUCCAAUGCCUGAUGUUGUUUUCGAUGAAAAUAUGGAUGAUUUGGAUGCUACACUCCAAACAAAUGAUGAUCUACCCAAGUAUACAGUGUGGGAACGACGAGCGAUUUUUUAUAUGGCCUUAUUAAAUUUGGGUGUAUUUGUUGCUUUGGGUGGGUUAUCAUAUUGGCACGCAAAAUUAAUUGGUCGUGGUGAAACCAGUAUUGAGAAUAAUAUCAAUAAAGCAGAAACAAAACGAUUAGCAGCCAACAACAAAAUUUAUAUCAAUCCAUACGAUUUCGGUAAACGUAAAAAUUGGCGAUUCUUUUUAGGACUUGUACGUGGAAGAACGUGGUUUUGGAAUGUUUUUUUACCAUCAGCUCAUCGACCCGAUGGAGAUGGUUUAACUUGGUACACUGUACACGAUCGCGACAGCGAUGCCCUAGACGAAUGGCCAUAAAUACAUUAAUUUUAAUAAAUUUUGUUAUUCAUUUUUCAAA